Apaloderma vittatum (bar-tailed trogon) is the source of this 531-nucleotide messenger RNA. RefSeq names its product rhabdoid tumor deletion region protein 1-like. The transcript has 4 exons. The coding region runs from base 1 to 531 and encodes 176 amino acids. The record is from RefSeq and is a predicted model, not a curated record. NCBI's taxonomy places the organism in Eukaryota, Metazoa, Chordata, Aves, Trogoniformes, Trogonidae.
AUGGCACAUGCUCGUAUCUCAGGCAGCCUGCCCCCUCAUCUAGAGCCCACAAAAGCUCCCAUUGCGUUUGGGAAGAGGGCCCUGCCUAAGCUGAAUGAGGAGUUACGUUCUCCUGAGCUACUGACUCAGCAGCGGGCAUUGAUGGCGCUCUGCGAUCUGGUCCAUGACCCAGAAAACAUCUACCAGGCAGUAGAAAUAGGAUUCCUGGAUAACCUGAAGCCUUUGCUGCUACAUAAUGACAAUACUGUCCGACAAAAAACAACCGAAGUCCUUUACGUAAUGGCUAUGCAUAGUGUUGGCAGGCAAGGAUUGAUACGAAAUGGAGUGAUUUCUGCCCUUGCUGAGCUCUUGGAUGAUCCAGUAGACAUGUGUCGGAAGAACACACAUCACGUUUUUGAAAUGGUGGCAAAACUACCUGAAGGUAGGGAUUUUUUCAGUACAGUAUGCAAACAGGCAAAGCAGGCAUAUGCAUACCUCAUCACAGGUCAGGUGCCAGUGAUGACAACUGUCACAACUGUAAAACCAGUUUGA